This is a messenger RNA of Telopea speciosissima, 1485 nucleotides long. RefSeq names its product F-box/LRR-repeat protein At3g48880-like. The record is from RefSeq and is a predicted model, not a curated record. The transcript is spliced from 3 exons. The coding region runs from base 380 to 1345 and encodes 321 amino acids. NCBI's taxonomy places the organism in Eukaryota, Viridiplantae, Streptophyta, Magnoliopsida, Proteales, Proteaceae. Gene Ontology annotation, molecular function: protein binding.
GCAGUAACUUAAGGUUGGAAGACAACAAUCUCUGCUCCAUAUAUGGUAUGUGCCUAUUGUAGCUCAAAAGCAGGUUUAGUCUCUUGAUUUGAAGAAAAAAAGUAAUCUUGAUAAGUUGUGUAAGAUUUAUUGUCUAUUGUGCAAGCCCUAUAGUAUCUUUUGUAAAUACUGGAGCAGUAACUUAGGUUUGGAAGGCAACAAUCUUUUCUGUGGGUAUGGUGUACACCUAUAUGAAGGACUAUAAUCUUACAUGAGGAUUUCUUUAGAUCCAUACAUAAUACUGGGGGAGGGGGUAAGCUUCUGGAACAAUGCUUGUUGCAGACCUACUUCUUUCACUAGCUCGUUGAUCAUCAGAACUAAUCUUUGAGUAGUGUUAAAGAUGAUAGAGGACGACUCAUCAGAGAGGAGAUGGGAGGAAAUGGAAAUUGAUAUCCUGGUGAGGAUAUUCAAGACAUUUAACAUCAUUGAACUGACUUCAGGCAUUUCCAGAGUUUGUAGUACAUGGCGCUUGGCUUGUUCUGAUCCAAUGCUUUGGAAGACUCUUGAUUUGGGGUUAUUGAGGUCUAAUUACAUUAAAAUCCCUGCAGCACCAUUUGUUUGGGUGUCUGAUAGCUCUGAUAAGAGAUUGAUGCGGUUGUUGAAGGUUGCACUUGGUCUCAGCCGUGGAUCCCUUACUUGUUUGAUUUUCCAUUUUCAUCUGUAUCUGAAAGACGAGCACUUGAUCUAUACAGCUGAAAGGUGCCCACGGCUCAAACGGCUGGUUCUCCCAGCUUGGAAUCGAAUUACAAAGGGUGGAAUCUGUAAGGCUGUCCGCAUAUGGGAAGAUCUUGAAUCACUGACAAUGCCCAGCAUUGCCUAUCCCCCUUACAUCAUGGAGGAAAUUGGUAAGAGCUGCAAGAAUUUCACUGAGCUCAAGCUGAUGGGCUCUUGUGACGUCCUAUUUGCAUCAACCUUAGCCACUUGGCUUCCCAAGCUGAAAGUGUUGAGCUUGCGGUGCUCUAUGUUGACCAUGGAAGCUUUGAUCUUGAUCUUAGACUCCUUGAUGGAUUUGGAGGUGCUCAAUAUCUCUCACUGCUUGUUGCUAGAAGUCCCUGAGCCCCCAGCACCCAAAAGAGUUCUUAGAGAGCUUGAUGAGACAGUCAUUGAGAAGGCAUCCCGGUUACGAGAAUUCUACACUUGCCAAGAAGAUUCGUGCCUCAUGUGUCAACGUAUGAAAGAUGAUGAAGGUAUCAUUAGAUGGUACAAGUACGAGGAGUGGUCGUGGCGCAUGGACGAAGUCAGCUGCCUUUCACUUGCAAUGGAGCAGCAUGUUGAGGUUGGUGGUGGUAGUAUUGUACUAAGCUAAUGAGGGAUCUGAAGUAACAUCUAAUAUGGUCUAUGUAUAAUUUACAUACUUGUUUACGAAAAUAAAUGCUCAAGCCAGUUUUCCUUCAUGGCCCAUGUACAACAAAGGGAAAUAAUGUCUUCUUAUGCUCUUUCUUUGUA